AUGUGUGGAGAAAUGGGCAAAGCGGUUUUGAGAGUACUGACGUGCGCAUUACUCUGUGCUCUAAUGACCGAUGCCGCUUAUUUACAAAAGUAUGAUACAUAUCCGGCACAGUAUGAGCAAGCUGUCUAUCGCAAGCCCCAGAGGGAACACGAGAAGCCGCAGGACCUCCGCAACGUGCCAGGAGUACCGGGUGUGGAUUACCCAAUUUACCACGAAGUACCUGAAACAAGCUUUUCAUGUAAACACGUUCCAGUACAUCCUGGAAUGUACGCGAACGUAGAGACUGGAUGUCAGGCCUAUCAUGUUUGCCACGACGGUCGCGAGGGACAUCAAGGAGCGUCUUUCUUAUGCACUAAUGGCACGCUCUUUAAUCAAGCUGAAUUUGCUUGUGACUGGUGGUAUAACGUAGAUUGUUCUCAGGCCAUUGAACACUAUAAACUGAACGCAGACCCACUUAAAAAUCCAUAUGUACCCAAACCAAAACCAGAGGAGCCACUCGAGCAUGGAGUGUACUACGAAAAAGUUCAUCAUUAA
Molecule: messenger RNA, 534 nt
Organism: Parnassius apollo (apollo)
Lineage: Eukaryota; Metazoa; Arthropoda; Insecta; Lepidoptera; Papilionidae
Source: the annotation of a GenBank genome assembly